This is a messenger RNA of Sphaerulina musiva SO2202, 2320 nucleotides long. RefSeq names its product ribose-phosphate pyrophosphokinase. Gene Ontology annotation, cellular component: cytoplasm; ribose phosphate diphosphokinase complex. The coding region runs from base 407 to 1807 and encodes 466 amino acids. Lineage: Eukaryota; Fungi; Ascomycota; Dothideomycetes; Mycosphaerellales; Mycosphaerellaceae. Gene Ontology annotation, biological process: purine nucleotide biosynthetic process; 5-phosphoribose 1-diphosphate biosynthetic process. Gene Ontology annotation, molecular function: magnesium ion binding; ribose phosphate diphosphokinase activity. The transcript is spliced from 2 exons. The record is from RefSeq and is a predicted model, not a curated record.
AAAUAAUAACAGGAAGACCAUCAUCGGUAGCUCAGCCGAGACGCACCCGCGUAGAAGCUGAACCUGACUAGCCAUCAAAGGAGAGGAAGUCGAAGACGAAGGCAAUGAGGCCUUGUUAGGUGGUAGAACGAUCGAUUGAUUGACAGCUCGAGCAAAAGCUGCCCACCACCACCACCGCGCAAAGUUUGUCAACCAUUCUUCUUCUUCUUCUACCUUACCUUACCACCUACCUAUACCUCGCGACAUCAACCACUGAGCCAGCCAGACGGCCAGGCUCGCCUUCGAGCUUCCGCCGGUAGCAUCACCUCCACUCCAUUGUCGACAUCAAUUCUUCAACCACCACUACCACCUCUUCCUCCCUCGAACCUCGAACCUCGACACUUAACCCUCCCGCACCACCGCCGUCAUGGUGCGCAAUAUGCUGCUCUUCGCGGGCUCCUCGCACCCACAGCUCGUCGAGGCCAUCUGCAACCAUCUCGGCAUUCCGCCCGCCAACGUCGAGCUCAGCAAGUUCAGCGUCGGCGAGACUCGUGUGGAGAUCGGCGAGAGCGUGCGCGGUAAAGAUGUGUACAUUGUCCAGACGGCGUGCUCGCGACCGCCCAGUGCGAACUACAAGGGAGCCACCACGCUCAAUGACGGCCUCAUGGAGCUUCUCAUCACCAUUUCGGCGUGCAAGACUGCUUCGGCCAAGCGAGUCACCGCUGUGCUUCCUCUGUUCCCCUACAGCAGACAGAGCGAUUUGCCGUACAACAAGGUCGGCGCUCCGCUCGCGAGGAUGCCCGCAAAGACGGAUGAGAAGGGCAGCGGAAAAUACACAUUUGAGAGCAGGCCUCCAACUCCUGGUGGAGGCUCGCGCUAUCGGGACGAGAAGUUGGAGAAGCAGCUGAAUGGUCUGAAGCUGAAUGGCGACUUGCACCUCCCGAGCAGGAAGAACACACUGGAGAGCAACACGAGUGAUACUUCACCGCCCGUCGCCAAUGGCGCCCCAACCUCCUCCCCCUCGCCCGUUGCCAAUCACAGCAAUACCGGCAGAGAGAGCAGCACCGCUCACCCACCCGACUUCAAGCCACAGCGAGGCUACAAACAAUGGGUCGCCCAAGCGGGUACGCUGGUGGCAGAUCUCCUCACUUGCGCCGGAACAGAUCACGUCAUCACCAUGGACUUGCACGAUGCCCAAUACCAGGGCUUCUUCGACAUUCCCGUGGAUAACCUCUACGGUCGUCAUCUGCUCCGUCGCUACAUCACCCACCAAAUCCUGCCUCAGCACGGCGGUGUUGACGACUGCGUGAUAGUCUCUCCAGACGCCGGCGGCGCCAAACGAGCCACCUCCAUCGCCGACAGUCUCGGCAUGGAAUUCGCCUUGAUCCACAAGGAGCGACGUAAGAAAGAUGUGCCCAGCUCUGCUGCUCCCGAGAGCGGCAAUUCUGCACUUUUGCUCGUGGGUAAUGUCAAGGGUAAAGUCUGCAUUAUGGUUGAUGAUCUCGCCGACACCUCAAACACCAUUACCCGCGCUGCAAAGCUGCUCAAGCGAACGGGUGCAAGUAAAGUCUUUGCUCUUGUCACCCAUGGCGUGUUGAGCGGAGAUGGUGUGGAACGCAUCUUCCACUCCGGUCUGGACAAGGUCGUCGUCACCAACACCGUGCCGCAGGAUGAGCACGUGCGGCAGAUGAAGGAGCUGGCCGAGAAGUGGGGACGCCCAGAGGAUGAGAACAAGCUCGAGGUACUCGAGGUGGGUGGUGUCUUUGCUGAGGCCAUCCGCCGAGUUCACCACGGGGAGAGUAUCAGCACGCUGUUCCAAUACGACUAGCAGCCUCGCCCGGUUUCUUGGCGUGAAGCUGCCCAACGUAACAUGGAGGCGACGUUAUUCACGGGCACGCACUGGGACGCAAACAGGUAUGCACCAGUCCCAAUGUGGUAGGUAUGCGCCGUCAUGACUAGAAGAUGUGGAUGGAACACACACAAGCAUACAUUACUGUACGGGAGAGCUUUUUUUGCUCGUAAGAUGCGGCGGAGAAGCUGAAAUGUGAUCAGCGCGUUCCAGCAUGACGAGUAAACAUAUGAGAUGUCGGCAUAGAGAGAAGGCUUUUGCUCAAUCGGCACGUCUCUACAUAUGGUCGUGUACUGCAGUAGUCAACGAGAGUAAAUACUUGUGACGAACAAAAGUAACACCUGUAAGUUUGAAUGACUUGAGUACAUGUAAGUCCUCUGUUCACAAAGAAGCCAGAUGUAAGGUACAUGUGUGUACAUGUGGACGUGAACCACUCAGUUCUUCUUGUAGAAUCUACUUCCACGAACAGUAAUACAAACAAUACAUUAUUUU